AUGCUCGCCCAGCGGAAACCACGCAAACGCCAAGUGAUCGCCGCAAAGAUGCGGGGCACAGCGGGGAGGCGUCGGCGCCCCGCACAAGCCGCCGCCGGGGCCGCAUUUCGGAGCGAUCCGAGGCGGCAGCUCAGCCGGGCGGUCACCGCAUCGGCCCUCGGGAACGCCCGCGGAGAAACUUGGCGUUUUCACGGGGAUGAGCAGCCCCCUCGCCGAGCCGCGCACAGACCAGUCACCAGGGACACCGCAGCCGCCGCCCUCAGCCCCCGGGGACCCCGUCAGCCCCCUCAGUCUCCUCAGGCCGCGGGGACACCCUCAACCCUCUCAGCCCCGUCAGCCCCCUCAGGCCGCGGGGCGGCGCCGGCAGGACCCCCUCAGUCUCCUCAGCCCCGUCAGUCUCCUCAGGUCGCGGGGACACCCUCAACCCCCUCAGCCCCGUCAGCCCCCUCAGGCCGCGGGGACCCCCCCCCUCAGUCCCCUCAGGCCGCGGGGACCCCCCCCUCAGGCCCCUCAGGUCGCGGGGACCCCCCCCCUCAGGCCCCUCAGCCCCCUCAGGCCGCGGGGACGCCCCCCUCAGGCCCCUCAGGUCGCGGGGACCCCCCCUCAGGUCCCUCAGUCUCCUCAGGCCGCGGGGACCCCCCCUCAGGCCCCUCAGUCUCCUCAGGCCGCGGGGACCCCCCCUCAGGUCCCUCAGUCUCCUCAGGCCGCGGGGACCCCCCCUCAGCCCCCUCAGCCCCUCAGGCCGCCGCGGGGCGGCGCAGCAGCCCCCCGCGCCACUCGGGGACUCGGCCCGGCCCGGCCCGGCCCGCAGACACCGGCUGUAAUGGGGGGCGCGCGGCGGUACCUGAGGCGGCGGCGGCCGCAGCUCCGGAGCGAUGGCGGGGGCGGGGCGCGGCGUGCGCGUUCCCGGUCCGCGGCCCGGUGCGUGGGGCCCGCCCUCUGCCUCCGGCCGCCGGCGCACCCGCCCCUUCACCUCUCAACUCCCACCUUUCCCCUCCCGCGCGGCCAACCCCAGCACGUGGUCUCUGCGGCGCGCGCAUGCGCGCUCUGGGCCCCGCGCGGCUCCCGCCCGCCCCCUAG
Messenger RNA from Erinaceus europaeus (western European hedgehog), 1080 nucleotides. RefSeq names its product proline-rich protein HaeIII subfamily 1-like. The transcript is spliced from 2 exons. NCBI's taxonomy places the organism in Eukaryota, Metazoa, Chordata, Mammalia, Eulipotyphla, Erinaceidae. The record is from RefSeq and is a predicted model, not a curated record. Bases 1 to 1080 code for a protein of 359 amino acids.